AACCAUCGCCCCUUCACGAACUUAAUCCCCUCUCUCUACUCGUGUUUUCACACACAGACUACAACUUUCUCAAAACCACUCAGCUCGAGAUGUCCGCAAAGAGAAAGCUGGACCCAACCGUUGAGGAAGAGUUAAUUGUACAACCUCCGCCCCCCUCCGCCCCCCUCCGCCCCCUCGGUUUCCGUUCUUCCAAUCCCUGCCGCUGACCACGGAGCUCUUGAUAGGAUGAAUCCGACCAUCUUACCUUCCUCUGCCUUGGUGGUGGAAAUGAGGUCGGACGCUCGUGCCACAUCUUAAAGUACAAAGGAAAAACGGUUAUGCUCGAUGCGGGGGUCCAUCCCGCCUACGAGGGACUGGCCGGACUGCCGUUUUACGACCAAUUCGACCUCAGCACUGUGGAUGUUUUGUUGAUUAGUCACUUUCAUUUGGACCAUGCAGCAAGUUUGCCGUACGUUAUGACGAAGACGAAUUUCAGGGGCAGGGUCUUCAUGACCCACCCAACAAAAGCGAUUUACAAGUGGUUGAUUCAGGACAGUGUACGAGUUGGGUGAGCUUCUCGCAGAACAUGUGAUGGAUGGAGGGGAUGCCGGAUGUUGAUUGGGGCUGAUAGGAACGUCCAUAAUUCGCCGGACAAUCUCUACACCGAAGCGGAUCACCUCUCGAGCUAUUCCCGUAUUGAAGCUAUUGACUACCACACAACGCUUACGCAUGCCGGUAUUUCAAUUACCCCGUAUCAUGCCGGGCAUGUGCUUGGGGGUGCCAUGUUCUUCAUCGAGAUAGCUGGUUUGAAGAUUCUGUUCACUGGCGAUUACUCCCGUGAGGACGACCGGCAUUUAGUAUCUGCUGAAGUCCCUCACCAGAAGCCUGACUUACUAAUUUGUGAAUCAACCUAUGGCACAGCCACCCACAUGCCUCGUCUGGAAAAAGAAGCACGACUGAUGAAAAUGACUACCGAAAUUCUCAACCGCGGUGGGAGAGUAUUAAUGCCAGUGUUUGCCCUAGGUAGAGCACAAGAACUACUCCUAAUUUUAGAUGAGUAUUGGGAGAAGCAUCCGGCGUACCAGAGCUACCCUAUAUACUACGCAUCGAACCUGGCUAGAAAGUGUAUGGAUGUUUACAGGACAUAUAUAAAUACCAUGAACGAUAAGAUUAAGCGCGCCAUGUUCGAGGGCGAGGGGAGAAAUCCUUGGGACUUCAGAUGGGUUAGGUCGUUAAAGACUAUUGAUCGGUUCGAGGACGUCGGCGGCUGCGUUAUGUUAGCCAGCCCGGGUAUGCUGCAGGUAAAACUCUCUCCGUGUCCAGCUUUUCUACCCGGCCUCCCAGCCCUACCCAAAGCUCCUCGGCCGCGCUAUCCACACCAUGUGCUUGGGGAGCAAUCUAUCUUUGAGGGGCAGCAGGAAUGCCUCCCCCCCCCGAUAUCUCGAUAUCGUAGACUAUACUCUCAUUUUGUACUGGAAAGCUUUCAUCCGUCUGCCAGAGGCCAUAUUACAUCAUGUUUUAUAAUAAAUAUAGUGCUUUUUCACUUCAUUGUCCUCAUCACCACUAUUUGCUCCUGCCCACAUCAAUCCAUUCCAUGAACCCCGCUAACGUGCCAUCACCCUCCAGAACGGUGUCUCCCGUGAGCUUCUAGAGCGCUGGUGCCCGGACCCACGCAAUGGCCUGGUAAUAACCGGCUACAGCGUAGAGGGCACAAUGGCUAAGCAGAUAAUGAAUGAGCCCACCGAGAUCCCCGCCGUCGUGACCGCCAAUCGCGGCGGCUCCACUGCCAACCGUGGCGUCGAUGGGCAGGUGAUGGUUCCCCGCCGGUGCAGCGUCGAGGAAUUGUCCUUUGCGGCACAUGUAGACUACGCUCAGAACUCGGGCUUCAUAGAGGAGGUCGGGGCAAAGGUUGUCAUCCUGGUGCAUGGGGAGCAGAACAAUAUGGGGCGGCUCAAGUCUGCCCUACUUAGCAAGAACAGUGACCGAAAAGAUAAGGAUAAGGUUAAGAUAUACAACCCCAAAAAUUGCGAGGAGUUGCGUAUCCCAUUUAAGGCGGAUAAGAUCGCAAAGGUACCUUCCCCUCCCCGCCUUUCCCGCUUCACCAUAACCACACCUCGCUCACUCACUCAUUCACUCACUCCUCAGGUCGUCGGCAAACUUGCGCAAAAACCCCCGGGGAACCAGACACUUGCACUGAAGGAGCAGCUGCUCACCGGCGUGCUCGUGCAAAACGAUUUCAAACUCUCCCUCAUGACGCCCGAUGAUCUUCGCGAGUACGCGGGCCUAACGACCACCGUCGUUAGUUGUCGUCAGAAGAUCCCGAUGCGCGCGGCAGGCGUCAGCCUCGUGCGCUGGAGUCUGGAUAACAUGUUUGGCGCGGUGGUGGAUAUUCCCGAUGACGAUGGGGAGUCGUCAGUGGAGGAGGAGGAGAAGAGCAGCGCAGACGAGGAUAACGAUAUGAGCGACGAGGAGGAAGAAGGCUUGAAGCGUAAGAACGGGAAUACCUUCAAGAUUAUGGACACCAUCACCGUUCGCUGCAGAAAGGGCUACGUCGAGAUGGAAUGGGUUGGGAACAUGUUGAACGAUGGCAUCGCCGAUGCUACGGCCGCGGUCUUGAUGGGAUUGGAAACUAGUCCUGCUGCUGUUCGACGUUUGUCCCCCCCCCCCUCGCUACUCCCACGCCGCUCUAGCAACAUCUAAUGACUAAUGGAAAUAACGAUAGACUCCUCAACGACAGCAACGCACACCCAUACCCACUCCUCCGCCCUCUCCGAAAUCCCUGAAACCUCCCCGCACGCACAUAUUCGCCAUUCCGACCGCAUAGAACAGGUGCUCACAUUCCUAGAAGCUCAGUUCGGCGAAUGCGUUACUCCCCUCCCACCCGGGUCGCAACCCGCUUCUUCCUCCACUGCCCUGCCACCCAAAUCGAUCGCAGAGGCUGCCACCACCACCGCCGCCAUCACCGAUAGUAGAGCUGCGACCGAGGAAAUGGACGUCGUACAGGAAAUGAGGGAGGUGGUGCCGGGGGUUCAGAUCAAAAUCGAUAAUAUCGUCGCGAAUGUCUGGUUUGAGAACCUUGAUGUUGAAUGUCGGAGCGAGAGUUUGAAAAUGAGGGUUAAGACGGUUGUCGAGAGGGCUGUGGAGACUGUUGCGCCGUUAGUGGACUUGCUUGGGGGGUACUAA
Messenger RNA from Tuber aestivum (summer truffle), 3162 nucleotides. The record is from the annotation of a GenBank genome assembly. NCBI's taxonomy places the organism in Eukaryota, Fungi, Ascomycota, Pezizomycetes, Pezizales, Tuberaceae.